This is a messenger RNA of Gossypium raimondii (Peruvian cotton), 4103 nucleotides long. Its product is annotated as histidine kinase 1. Gene Ontology annotation, molecular function: phosphorelay sensor kinase activity. Bases 65 to 3793 code for a protein of 1242 amino acids. Lineage: Eukaryota; Viridiplantae; Streptophyta; Magnoliopsida; Malvales; Malvaceae. The record is from RefSeq and is a predicted model, not a curated record. The transcript is spliced from 13 exons. Gene Ontology annotation, biological process: phosphorylation; phosphorelay signal transduction system.
AUAUACAAAUGCAUUGCACAUAAGAGUUCGUUAAAUCUGCGCACACACACGCAGAGUUCUUCAUAUGGGUUCAGAAAUGACAGAAAAAUCUCCUACUACAAGUUGUGAAAGUUCAUCAAUUGUAGCCUCCCCAAUGGGUACUCCUCUGAGGAAGGUGUUGAAUAGAUUUUCAGGUUUAGCUUCAUCUUGUGGGAGGAAAACAGCUCCCGGAGGCCAAGUACGUAGGUUUUUUCAUAGGGAUGUGGAACAGGAAGAGUUCCAGUAUGCAAGUGUUCGUUGCCUCUCAUCAUAUUACAGUGUUUUUGUAGUUCGCCUUGCAAUCAUGGUCAUGCUAGCUAUUUUGAUUGGGCUGUUGACAGUUCUAACUUGGCAUUUUACAAAAAUGUACACAACAAAAUCACUAAACACCUUAGCUUUCGGUCUUCGUUAUGAACUUCUUCAGCGUCCGAUUUUACGAAUGUGGGGCAUCUUAAAUUCUACCUCAGAAAUAACAACUGCACAGGUCCAGUUGUCACAGUAUGUUAUCAGGCGGUACAGCAAGCCUACCACUCAGGCAGAACAAGUUGAGCAGCUUUAUCAAAUGAUGAAAGACAUAACAUGGGCACUAUUCGCCAGUCGUAAAGCUUUCAAUGCCAUAACCAUAAAUUACAAGAAUGGAUUUGUCCAGGCGUUCCAUAGAGAUCACAAGAAUAACAACACAUUCUAUAUCUACUCUGAUCUUUCAAAUUAUUCAAUCAGUGCCACCCAGUCUCAUGGCAGCAAAAUGUUGUCAUCACGACAAGGGUGGAACGACCAGUUCAUUCGUGGUAACGUUUCUGCGAUAUGGUAUCGUGAACCACUUGAUCCUGUCACUGGGGAAAAGACAGGGAAGGCACUGCCAAUUCCACCGGAUGAGCUUAUCAAUAUAGCAGGCCCUUCUCAAGUGCCUGAUGGGGUAGCUUCAUGGCAUGUGUCUGUCAGCAAGUAUACAGAUUCACCGUUGCUUUCUGCAGCACUGCCAGUUUGGGACUCUACCAACACGAGUAUCGUAGCUGUUGUUGGUGUCACCACUGCACUUUAUAGUGUAGGCCAGCUGAUGAAAGAGCUGGUUGAAGUGCAUAGUGGGUACAUAUAUUUGACCUCACAAGAGGGUUACUUACUGGCUACAUCCACUAAUGCUCCUCUUUUAAAAAAUACUACAAAGGGGCCUAAGCUUAUGAUGGCUGUUGAUUCAGAGGAUCAUGUGAUACGAAUGGGAGCACAGUGGCUACGAGAAACCUAUGGCAACAAGUAUCCUCCUGGUAAUGUGGUUCAUGUGGAGAAGGCCAAUCUUGGUGGCCAGAAUUAUUACAUCGAUUCGUUUUUUCUCAACCUAAAACGAUUACCUAUGGUUGGAGUCAUAAUCAUUCCAAGAAAGUACAUAAUGGGGAAGGUUGACGAAAGAUCAUUGAAGACAUUGGUCAUAUUGAUAUCUGCAUCUGUUUGUAUCUUAGUUAUUGGAUGCGUCUGUAUUUUGAUACUUACAAAUGGAGUAUCAAAGGAAAUGAAACUCAGAGCUGAGUUGAUAAGCCAUCUUGAUGCAAGAAGAAGAGCUGAAGCUUCAAGCAACUAUAAAAGCCAAUUCCUUGCAAAUAUGAGUCAUGAAUUAAGAACACCUAUGGCUGCUGUUAUUGGCCUGUUGGACAUUCUUAUCUGCGAUGACCGGCUUUCAAAUGAGCAGUACGCAAUGGUUACCCAGAUCCGUAAAUGCUCAACAGCUCUUCUUCGACUUCUCAACAACAUAUUGGAUCUGAGCAAGGUUGAAUCAGGAAAACUGGUGUUGGAAGAAGCUGAGUUUGACUUGGGACGGGAACUUGAAGGACUUGUUGAUAUGUUCUCUGUACAGUGCAUUAACCACAAUGUGGAGACUGUUCUGGAUCUCUCUGAUGAUAUUCCGAAGUUUGUUAGAGGAGACUCUGCCAGAGUUGUUCAAGUUUUUGCAAAUCUAAUAAGCAAUUCCAUCAAGUUCACAACAUCGGGUCAUAUUAUACUGCGUGGAUGGUGCGAGAAUCCCAGUGUAUCUAAUGAUUCUGCGAAGUUUUCUCGUGUUCAGAAGAAACCACUGUCUGCAUUAAAGACGAAGUUGAAGCAACAUGGAAACCAUAUGAAGGCAGACAACAAGAGAGACAAGAAAAUUAUUCUUUGGUUUGAAGUUGAUGACACUGGCAGUGGAAUUGAUCCAAGCAAAUGGGAAUCUGUGUUUGAGAGCUUUGAGCAAGCUGAUCCUUCAACAACUCGGACGCAUGGUGGCACUGGUCUAGGACUAUGCAUUGUGAGAACCUUGGUUAACAAGAUGGGUGGAGAAAUCAAGGUUGUAAAAAAGGAUGGUCCAGGAACUCUAAUCAGACUAUUCUUGCUGCUCACUACUCCUGCAGAUAGCACAGAACAACAUGGUCAAAUGGAUUUUUCGAAGCACAAUGUAGCGGUGAUCCUUGCCAUACAAGGCAACAUGGGAAGAUUGAUUAUGUCCAAGUGGCUGUCUAGAAAUGGAGUGCUCGCUUUGGAAGCAUCUGACUGGAAUGAACUGACUCAAAUUCUUCAUGAACUGUUUCAUGUCAGAACUCGUAAUUGCGGUUUUGACAAUCAUUAUUCACUAGGUGAACCUCUGAGAUCUAAGAUACACGGCCUACAAGACAUGAGGAACCCAGUUUACAUUAUAGUUGUUGAUCUGGGACUGCUUGACUUGAGCACUGAUAUAUGGAAAGAACAGCUUAAUUUUCUUGACAGAUUCUCUGGCCGAGUGAAAUUUGCAUGGAUGCUGAAUCAUGAUACUUCCAAUGCAAUAAAGAUGGAGCUCCGCAGGAAAGGACAUAUAUUGAUGGUUAAUAAACCAUUGUACAAGGCAAAAAUGCUUCAUAUUUUGGAAGCUGUCGUAAAGGAGAGAUAUGUUGAACUUCACAAGAGAAAUCCAAAUGGAACAGAAGGUGGUUCUCAUGAAUGUCUUGAAAUCGAUUCAACUCAUUUUGAGAGUUGCAGCUCUGAUGAUUCUGAUAGUUCUGAAAAGGGUGGAGCUAAUUCUAUAAGCUGUGUGCGUACUGGAGAUAAACCAGGAGGAGAAGGAGCCAUAAAAACCAACACAUUGAAUUGCCAGACAACUAAGAAGUGCCUAGUUGAAUUGACGCGUUUAGAUUCAGAAGUAAACAAUCUAAAGGCAGAAGAAGAUGAAUGUAAUGGCAUCACACCCAAGUUACAUGACCCUGAAGAUGCCAAAUGUGAAAAUUCCAAUUCUCCAGAGCAACAUCACGUUGGCAGCAGCACUAAAGAUGGAGACAAUUCAUAUACAAGUAAGGCAGCAAACGGAGACAGAUCUCUAGAGGGUCUACGGAUACUGCUUGCAGAAGAUACGCCUGUUCUCCAAAGGGUAGCAACCAUCAUGCUGGAAAAAAUGGGAGCUACAGUAAUUGCUGUUGGAGAUGGACUGCAGGCAGUGGACGCGCUGAACUGCAAGCUUGUUGGAAAAGACUACAGAACGGAGUCCUCACUGCAAGAAAGAAGGAAUAGAUCGCAGACAGAUAUUAGUGAUUCCCCUCCAUAUGAUUUGAUUUUAAUGGACUGUCAAAUGCCUAAGAUGGAUGGAUAUGAAGCAACAAAAGCAAUUAGGAAAUCAGAAGCAGGGAUGGGUUGGCACAUUCCGAUUGUUGCUUUGACAGCCCAUGCAAUGCCAUCAGAUGAAGCAAAAUGCUUGGAGGUUGGCAUGGAUGCUUAUCUAACAAAGCCAAUUGACUACAAGUUUAUGGUAUCCACCAUUCUUUCACUCACUAAAAGAUCAGCCUAAAGUUUCCUGCUCGACAAAAUCGCUAACCAAAUAAGAAUGUGAUAGGCGGCUUCCGAUGUAAAGAUGGAUACAAGUUUCUUGUGGAUAGAGGAAAAAACAAUCGUUUAACAUGUCUAGUAUACCUAGGAGUAUGACCAAGUUUCCUGUCUUAGAGAGUGGUUUUAUCUAAUGCUUGGGUAGUUUCUUUAGUUAAUGUAAUAAGAUAAUGCUUGAGUGUCUUAAGGCAACCCUGUAAAUACCCAAAGCCCAAGUAUUAGUCUAUCUGUAUUAUUAUUGGAUACAAAAUAUAUGAUAAAUAGCUAUAACUAUA